Molecule: messenger RNA, 1677 nt
Organism: Pteropus alecto (black flying fox)
Lineage: Eukaryota; Metazoa; Chordata; Mammalia; Chiroptera; Pteropodidae
Gene: GSDMA
Product: gasdermin A
Exons: 12
Coding region: 122-1462 (446 amino acids)
Biological process (GO): pyroptotic inflammatory response; defense response to bacterium
Molecular function (GO): phosphatidylserine binding; phosphatidylinositol-4,5-bisphosphate binding; phosphatidylinositol-4-phosphate binding
Source: RefSeq, a predicted model, not a curated record
AUAAAGCAGCAGGCCAUCCUGGUGAGAGAUAGUCACUCUCUCAACCUAUAGACCAAGUGAGCCCUGGGCCCUCACUUCAGACUCAGCAGCAGGACAGGAUCCAGCACCACUCCCUGAAACAAUGACCAUGUUUGAAAAUGUCACCCGGGCUCUUACCAGACAGCUAAACCCUCGAGGGGACCUGACACCCCUUGAUAGCCUCAUAGACUUCAAGCACUUCUACCCCUUCUGCCUGGUACGGAGGAAGAGAAAGAGCACGCUUUUCUGGGGAGCCCGGUACGUGCAUACUGACUACACCCUCCUGGAUGUGCUUGAACCCGGCAGCUCACCUUCAGAUCCGACAGACUCUGGGAAGUUUGCCUUUAAGAAUAUGCUAGAUGCCCGAGUGGAGGGGCAGGUGGAUAUGCCAAAGACAGUCAAAAUUACAGGGACUGGAGGGCUGUCUCGGAGCAGCACUCUGGAAGUCCAAACACUCAGUGUGGCUCCCAAGGCCCUGGAGACCUUGCACCAGGAGAGGAAGCUGGCGGCAGAGCACCCGUUCCUGAAGGAGAUGCACGAUAGAGGAGAGAACCUGUAUGUGGUGAUGGAGGUGGUGGAGACUGUGCAGGAGGUCACUCUGGAGAGAGCCGGCAAGGCAGAGGGUUACUUCUCCCUUCCAUUCUUCGCCCCAUUGGGGCUACAGGGAUCCAUAAACCACAAGGAGGCUGUAACCAUCCCCAAGGGCUGCAUCCUGGCCUUUCGAGUGAGACAGCUGAUGGUCAGAGGAAAAGAUGAGUGGGAAAUUCCACAUAUCUACAAUGAUAACAUGCAAACCUUCCCUCCUGGAGAAAAGCCAGAAGAGGAGAAGUUCAUCCUUAUCCAGGCAUCUGAUGUUGGGGAGGUGCAUGAGGACUUCAGGACACUGAAGGAAGAGAUUCAAAGAGAGACCCAAGAAGUGGAGAAGCUGAGCCACGUGGGGCGAAGCUCCCUGCUCACCUCCCUCAGCAAACUUCUAGGGAAUAGAAAGGAGCUACAAGACCUGGAGCUCACGCUUGAAGGGGCUCUAGGCAAAGGACAUGAAGUGACGCUGGAGGCACUCCCAAAAGAUGUCCUACUAUCAAAGGAGGCUCUGGGUGCAAUUCUGUAUUUCCUUGGAGCCCUAACAGAGCUAAGUGAAGUCCAACAGAAGCUACUGGUAAAAUCCAUGGAGAAAAAGAUCCUCCCUGUGCAGCUAAAGCUUGUGGAGAGCACAAUGGAACAGAAUUUCCUUCAGGAUAAAGAGAGUGUUUUCCCCCUGCAACCUGACUUGCUCUCCUCCCUUGGAGAAGAGGACCUGACCCUUACAGAGGCCCUAGUGGGGCUGAGUGGCCUGGAAGUGCAGAGAUCUGGCCCCCAGUAUACGUGGGACCCAGACACCCUCCCCUGCCUCUGUGCCCUUUAUGCUGGCCUCUCCCUCCUGCAGCUGCUGACCAAGGCCUCCUAACUUGCCUUUUCCAUCUGCUUUCUGCUUUCUUAAUGCCUUCCCUACAACAUUUGUGCUCUGUCCUUAACAUCCAAUGGCAUUUCAGAGCCACCAGGCUGAGGAUGAUGGAAACCCUAGCUGAUCCCCCAAGCUAACCAAUUUUUACUUGUCCCUCUAUAUCUCCCCCUGCCCCUAUAGCUUCGCAACCUGCUAAGCUCAUCUGCUGAUGCUUAAAU